AUGGAAUUCAAGAAUACCAAGAAGAAGCGCUUCCCUUCGUCAUCUGAUGAGGAACUAGCAACACCCGAAAAGGUGGAAUCAUGGCCGCGGGCUGUGACUGAAAGUCCAAAAAAGAGACCAAAGCACCAUGGUGACGAAAACCAAAAAGCAGUAUCGGGAAGGGUGAAGGAAGAGAAUACUACUACAUCUACCGAAGGAACAAGCCACGUCGAAAGAAAGCCCAGACCUGACAGCGUCAAAAAAUAUCUAUUGUCAGAACUUGAUGCAGCAAAUGAUAGUACAAAGGAAGGAGAUCAUACUAAAGUGGCUGCCACUGGAGAGACAAAGAUGGGGUUCGGACGAAAACAUAGAGACAAAACAUAUCGAGAAGUUGUCACGAAAGACCAAGAGUACGCCCGUUGGGCAAAGAACGAGCGACGUCACAAGGGGGUUUCUGGCCCGUUGUCAAAAUUCAUGGAAUGGUUAGAUAGCCCGGAAGGUCAAAAUAUAGAGGAGGGCAACCAGCAGUUUACUUAUGGCACUUACCACGGUAAAUCUUUCAAUCAAAUUGCAGAAUCUGAUCCCAGCUACCACGUCCGCUACAGGAAAGCACUCGAGAAGAAAGGGAAGAAACCGGGCGAACAGCUAACUCGGUACAUUAGCUGGUACAAAAAGGCUAUCGGAGCUGAUCCCAAAAUAAUCUCUUAUCCGAGGAAGAGUGGGGAUAAUCAGCGAUUUACUUUUGGGCAGCACAAGGGCGCAACAUUUCUUGAGGUGGCCAGAGGAGAUCCAUCAUACCAUUUGAGAUAUAUGGCUAUGGAUCCGAAUGUUCGCUCUAAGCGGAACGAAUUCAAUGCCUAUGUCGAAUACUUUGAAAGCAAUUGGGAUUCUUGCGAUUAUGAAGCUUAUCGGGGAGGACAUGAUGAUUGGAAUCCAAAUUUCGCUGGUGGCAUCAUAUAUUGA
Molecule: messenger RNA, 942 nt
Organism: Cylindrotheca closterium
Lineage: Eukaryota; Bacillariophyta; Bacillariophyceae; Bacillariales; Bacillariaceae
Source: the annotation of a GenBank genome assembly